AAUGCUUCGAUUGCUUUUUGUUAGACGAUCACUCCGAUCCUGUUGUUGCCAAGGUCUUUAAUAUGUGAUCGGCUGACAUUAUACACGUUGUUUAUGGAUGGCUUCUGAGGCGGUGAAAGUAGUGGUCAGGUGUCGUCCACUAAGUGACAGAGAGCUGAAGCUUAACUGCAAAAAUAUUGUGGAAACUUUUGGGGAUACAGGACAGUGUUCCUUAUCACAACCUGCAGAUAAAAAAUGUUUACCCAAAUACUUUUUCUUUGACGGCGCGUUUGGCACUGAUUCUACGACAGAGCAAAUUUACAACGACAUUGGUUAUCCCUUAAUUGAAGGGGUAACAGAAGGGUACAAUGGAACUAUUUUCGCAUACGGCCAAACCGGUUGUGGAAAAUCAUUCACCAUGCAAGGAGUUGUCGAGGAUUGCUGGCAGCGUGGAAUUAUUCCUCGUGCAUUUGACCACAUUUUCGAGACGAUCUCUUUGAGCCGUGAUACAAAAUUCCUCGUCCAUGUAUCGUACCUAGAAAUUUACAACGAAGAUAUCAGGGAUUUAUUGGGCAAAGAUACGAAAGCGCGUUUGGAAUUAAAGGAACAUCCUGAAAAGGGUGUUUAUGUGGCUGGUUUGUCAAUGCACAAGGUGACCAGUGUACAGGAAUGCCAGGUUCUCAUGGGAAUCGGUUGGAAAAACAGAGCAACUGGAGCUACCCUAAUGAAUGCGGAUAGCAGCCGAUCACAUUCCAUCUUCACUAUUUAUCUCGAGAUGGUUGAUAGAGACCCGGACUCGAACACAGAAAAGAUCAGGGCAGGAAAACUUAAUUUGGUCGAUUUGGCCGGUUCCGAAAGACAGUCAAAAACAGGAGCCUCGGGAGAUCGAUUCAAAGAAGCGGCAAAGAUUAAUUUAAGCCUGUCCGCUCUAGGCAAUGUCAUAUCCGCAUUGGUCGAUGCAAAAGUCAAGCACGUUCCAUACAGGGAUAGCAAAUUGACAAGACUUCUACAAGAUUCUCUUGGUGGAAACACAAAAACGCUAAUGAUUGCUUGCAUCUCACCGGCGGACAGCAAUUACGAGGAAACUUUAAGCACCCUACGAUAUGCCAGUAGAGCGAAGAACAUUCAGAACAGACCAAAGAUCAACGAGGAUCCGAAGGAUGCCAUUUUGAGGCAGUACCAGGAGGAGAUACAUCGUCUGCGUCGAUUGCUUGAAGCAAACCCGGAAGUAAUUAGCGGGAAACCACCAACUUUAAAUGAAGAGCAGAUCGACUCAAAGGUUGACCAAGAAGAGAGAGAGCAACUCAUACAGGUGCGACCAAGUGGCAUUCGAGUUGGUGAUCCUAUUACAUCAUUGCUUGGAGCUUACUUUACUAUUUGAAGAAUUAGUGAGUAUCAAGUAACCCGACCUCUCUCAUAGCUUAACAGCUGUAUCUGAUUCGAAGUGUUCAACUAAGGUUCAUUAUGGUAGGUUGUGAAGCAUGCUCUAGGAAAUCGUUUCUACUGUGGAACCGUAUACGUUUGAUCUCGGGUUUCGUUUUCUCGAUUGUCUUCUUAAAAUCACCUAUCUGAACUUCAAUUUCCUCAAUAAAAUAUAGGUUCAGUUCGCGCCAGGUGUACUCCCUCUUUAAGUCCCAUCUGAAUCGCUUCCUCACCAGCGCACUAGGUGACGGACAUUAUAAUCUUAAACAUGGCAUACUGUGAUGGUGUAUUUUUAAUAACGCUUACGAUUAGCCUAGCCAUUAGUGUCUGUGCACAUAUUCGUAACGCAUGCAGUAAUAUCUCGUAGUAAUGUACAAAGGUCAAAACGAAAUAGAUAGCAAUAAGCGUUAUUCCACAAACGCUGCAUGCAAAUGAGCGUGGUCUGUCAUUCGCCUGUGCUCGUCAACACACCAGUCAUGAAUGAAGGUUGCAGGUGCCUAAACUCAGGGCUUCAACAUGAUGAGAUGGGUGAGUUAAAAGUAACAAAGUUCUCUUAACCACUAACCAUUAAUCUAGUCUUGUCGUUUGUUCUGCAAACCUAUACCAUAUGACUAAAUUUCGAUGUCUUUGUUAACACCCCAGCUGAUCGUUGUGCGCCAUAGUGAUUCAUCAUUAGCUAUCUUGGUUCCUUUACCUGGUGAUAAAGAAUGCGUUGACAGAAAAUUAGGCGAUUGUGCCACAACGACGGUACGAGUGUAGGGAAGCUAAAUAAUCCAUCUGCUUAAGAGCACUUCAUGUUGUACGAUAGGAGUAGAUCUAUAUAUUUUCCUAAUGAUUGUGCUUAACAUGGUUGGGGAACUACUUUCCAUUAAGCACCCAAUUAUGAUUCCUAAAAGCGAACUGUGUGUACAAGAAAGCUUGUCUGCUAGUUGACUGAAUUGUAGGUCACCGUAAUAAAUAUUGCAAAACGUGACCGAGAGACGUCUCCGCAACGAAUCACAUUCGGAUUCCUGCUCUCGUUUACUAUCAGUCUUUCAAAAAAGUCGCAUAAACUGACGUAACUAUGCAUUUCAGCUACUAUUCCUUUAGAAUCCACCACACGUACACGUCAGCUAGAGGUGGGAAAACACUUCCGCUUUCGUGCCGCAAUACAUGAAGGAAAUACAUACAUGCAUAUAAUACAAUACACAAAGGAAAAAUAGAUACAACAGUUGCAUGCCAACUGAGCUACCAGCAACGGAUAGGCAUCGUUCUGGUACGCUACCAGCCAGCUACUAGGC
This is a messenger RNA of Dicrocoelium dendriticum, 2681 nucleotides long. The record is from the annotation of a GenBank genome assembly. Lineage: Eukaryota; Metazoa; Platyhelminthes; Trematoda; Plagiorchiida; Dicrocoeliidae.